AUGUCUUCUUCAGUGUUGCAUCAUUGUACAUUUUGCGGUCAUGAUUCAGAGAUCUCAAAUUUCCUUGCUGCCUUUGCUGAGAAUCCUUCCUGCCAUCAGUGUGGCAUAUCCGCAUCGGAGGGCAAUUCCAAGAUGCAAGACGACCUAGCUGCCCUUUUUGCCCGUCAGAUGAGCGUUCAGGCAAAUGUCAAUACCAAUGCCAGCAGCAGCAUCAACAAUCCAAAGCCAGGAAUGCCCCCUCAAACAGCUAUAGCUAGGUCCCGAACCCCUGAAACGUCCCCAUCCUCCACCCCUUCCACCCCUCCCACCUCCCGCCCGAUAAUCUACAACAUAUCCCAGCACUACCACCACUCCGCCCACCAACUUCCUUCAUCGGGUGGCUGGUCCACCCUCUCUUCAAUUCUGUGCGACAUGCAGCAGUCUGGCAUGACAGCGGAAGAAAUGCUAUUCCUCAACAACGUGGACCCGUCCUCUCUCUUCCCGUCACAACUAACUCUGUUCGCACAAGCCGGAUUCGAGCAAAAGACGCGGCUGCUUGAGCUGUGGCAGCUUUCGCAGCCGAAAACCGGAAAUCUGAUGUCUCUGCAGGCUUCUGGCGGGCCGACAUCGGCUCUUGCUUCUUCUUCCUCCUCUUUACAGGCAGAUAUUAUGCAGGAUGCAAGGGACGCAAUGGAUCAAGAUAACCAACACGCAGAACCGUAUGUUAUGUCGGGUUAUGAAGCCCUCGCACAACGCGAAUAUGAUGCAUCAUCAGCCAAGGAUGCGUGUGAACACGCGUUUACAGAUGCGGCGGCAGAGUCACAACCCGCGUCGUUAUCACCGUACAAACCAGUCGUUGACCCGGCGUAUAAAGGCAAUAACUUGUGGGGCCACCAGCAGCAGGGGCAAGGAAGGAGCCCGUCAGAGGCAGAGCUGCUGCUGCAGCCGAUGGAGGAUCAGUAUGGCGCUUUUGAGCAGCGCAGCAACAUGUAUAUGGGUUGUGAGCCUUGGCGGGGCCAUCGGCUGGAUGACCAAGAGAUGCUGUAG
This is a messenger RNA of Paracoccidioides lutzii Pb01, 1026 nucleotides long. RefSeq lists its product as hypothetical. The transcript has 2 exons. The record is from RefSeq and is a predicted model, not a curated record. The coding region runs from base 1 to 1026 and encodes 341 amino acids.